GCAGCUGUCAUUGAAACUUGAACAAUUGCGAAAAGAUCAUACCAUUCUCCGUUUCUGUCUGCAUCUUAUCAUCUCAAUCGAAAGUGAAGUUCUUCUCACAAAAUUGUUAUUUUUUUUUCGUAUUAUUGAAAAAUAUUAAUUAGAAACAGAAAUGGAGUUAGUUAUCGACUGUUACUUCGACAAAUUGUUCGCCGAAAUGGAGAGAAAUUGCCUCGUGUCGCGUCACAAACGACGUCAACUUGUCAAAUUUUUUUCCGACGUUAUAAAUAGUUGUGCCGAAGCGGAGAACAUAAGGAAGGACGACGUGUGUGAGAGGAUCGUACAAUCGGCAUUACGCUAUCAUAACAUAUCGAUGUCUGAUAACGGAUCGGUAUGUUUGUUGGGUAAAUUUCACAACGUGUUGUACGUCGCGGCAAAAUUGUGCUUUGAUUGGAAUUUGAGUAACAACGAGAUAGUAAGUCGAUUGUUGAACGACAUUUUUUAUUGCGAGAAAACGUUCGAGAGAAUUUUUGUCGGUGCUAUAUUUGGUACGCGAGUUACUCAUUUUUUGUCAGGCUGGAAGAGCGAUUUUGAUGAUCGCGACGAGAAUAUAAAAGCUCUGAUUUAUUUCAUGGAUCAUGCGAUUGCCGCGAAACUGCAAUAUCGAACAGAAAGUUGGAGCUCGAAAAGGCGAUUUAUCGAUGUACCGAUGGAAUCUUACGGACAAGUUUUGCCUCUUAGAGUCGCUAUACAACACGGUUCGCCGGAUAUUCUUCAAGUUAUGUUGCGUUACGGAGCUUCCACGGAAUCUGAAAAAUUCUCACCGUCGCCCAUCGAAAUUUUAUUGACGCGACUGAACGAAUAUGAGAUGGAAAAAGUUGACGGAGGUAAUCGACGGAUCAACGAAAUCCCCGAUAAUUUGAUCAAGUGCCUGAAAUUAGUGCUACGAACGGUGCCAAACGCAAGUGUCAAAACUCCUACCCACAUUGCUGAAAAAUUUGGCCUCGAGACUGUACCGUUGUACGAACACUAUCCAAAUUUGGUCGAGAGAAAGCUCGUACCACCCGAUAGAAGCGGAUUACGGCCACCCGAAUUAACGCAUCUAUGUAGGUGCCGAAUACGGCGCAGUCUCUUCCUCAAUUGGGCCCUGCCUCACGGUAUCAAAACACUCCACAUACCGGAUACCCUUCGAGACUAUCUCGAUCUAAAAUAUGACUGACUGAAUUUGAAACAAUCGACGCUCACCAAACUAUACUUUCAACUUCGAUGCUAGCAAUUACACUAAAAAUCUAUUGAGAUUAUAAUAAAUCAAAGAAGAAAAUAACUAAAUAAA
Messenger RNA from Venturia canescens, 1312 nucleotides. RefSeq names its product SOCS domain-containing protein stops (gene stops). The transcript is spliced from 2 exons. The coding region runs from base 152 to 1198 and encodes 348 amino acids. NCBI's taxonomy places the organism in Eukaryota, Metazoa, Arthropoda, Insecta, Hymenoptera, Ichneumonidae. The record is from RefSeq and is a predicted model, not a curated record. Gene Ontology annotation, biological process: intracellular signal transduction.